GGAGAUGCUCAUUCAAAUGAGAUACGGGGUCCGGGGGAGCCAAGAGGGCAGCUCCUGUAAACUAAACGACCCUCUCCUAAUGACCUGAUGAAUAUUAAACACGUCCGGGGUGUUUGCAAGACACUUUCGUCGAAUUUCUGGGCAGCCCAUUCAUAGAACUGCUGCGGUCAACACAAUCGGCAUCAACUUCGUGAAGUGCCGCGUGUGCCGCUCUCCCCUCACACCGCACUGCACGUUUUGAACGCUAAGCCAAGUCAUUUGUUGGAUAUGAUAUGCGAAUCUUCGUAUUUAUUUAUUUAUGUAUGUAUUUAUUUUCCCAGUUGGCUACGGUAGACUUCCAAGCUUAAAUUCGAGUGGGCUUUACGGCACGGAGGUGGGGUGCGCAUAGUGCGGGCUUUGACGUUGUAUUACACAGAGAGUGUGAAACAUCUGCAGCGACUGGCGGAGAGAAGUCGGAGCGCCCAGUUUAACUGCGACGAUCGCCUCUUACAAGGUGCGGAACUAUUGGAGUCGGUGGAAGGAAAUAAGGAUAUUUCAACCGGAGCAGCUGAUUCUUUUGGUUACUUGAAGCUGUGGGAUUGUCUUGAGAGCGCUUAGUGGAUCUGCGUGCUCUGUCCAAAGUGCUGAAAUAUGAAUCAAACCGCCACCGUUUCCCACCAUGUGAAGUGUAAGCCUACCCAGCCCAUCAAGGAUCUAGGAGGUGGCAGCCCUCCACAGAGAAACUGGAAAGGCAUUGCCAUUGCGCUGCUGGUGAUCCUCGUCGUGUGUUCCCUCAUCACCAUGUCAGUGAUCCUUCUAACACCAGAGGAAACGACAAAAAGAAGUGAAACAAAGCUGUCGUUUGAAGAUCUUUUUAAGUCCAAUUUCACAAUCCUCGAUCCCGAAGCAAAGUGGAUUAGCGACACGGAGGUGGUGUACAAAAACAGAGACGGGCAUGUCCUCAAGUUCAAUGUUGAAACAAAUGAAACUAGGAUAUUACUGGAGAACACGACCUUUGUAACAUUCAUAGUUGCAAAAUAUCAAGUUUCCCCAGACCUCAGAUAUGUUCUUCUUGCUUAUGAUGUCAAGCAGGUAUACCGGUAUUCAUUUACUGCAUCUUAUGUCAUCUACAAUAUACACACAAGGGAAGUCUGGGAGCUUAAUCCUCCAGAAGUUGAGGAUUCUGUUCUGCAGCAUGCUGCGUGGGGAAUGCAAGGUCAGCAGCUGAUCUACAUAUUUGAAAACAACAUCUACUAUCAGCCUGAUGUAAAGAGCAGCUCCUUGCGUCUCACAUCUUCUGGGAAAGAAGGAGUCGUUUUUAAUGGAAUAGCUGAUUGGCUGUAUGAAGAGGAACUACUACAGUCUCACGUUGCCCACUGGUGGUCUCCAGAUGGAGAAAGGCUGGCGUUCCUGAUGAUCAAUGACUCGCUGGUUCCAAACAUGGCUCUCCCACGCUUAACCGGCAGCCUCUAUCCGAAAGGAAAGCAGUAUCCGUACCCAAAGGCAGGACAGGUUAACCCUACUGUGAAGCUUUAUGUUGUAAACCUUUAUGGACCCAUGCACACUCAGGAGCUGACACCACCAGACAGCCUAAAAGCCAGGGAGCAUUAUAUCAGCAUGGUCAAGUGGGUGAACAACACCAAAGCUGCUGUAAGAUGGUUAAACAGAGCCCAGAAUAUUUCCAUUCUGACUGUGUGUGAGACAACGACAGGAGCCUGUAGCAAGAGACAUGAAGUUGCAUCUGAAGUGUGGAUAUCAAAACAGAAUGAUGAGCCCGUGUUUUCAAAGGAUGGCAGUAAAUUCUUCCUUACUGUACCAGUCAAACAAGGAGGAAGAGGAGAAUUCCAUCACAUUUCCAUGUUUAAUAUCCAGCCAAAAACAGAUCAGAUUACUGUCCGGCAUCUAACUUCAGGAAACUGGGAAGUUACCAAAAUAUUGGCUUAUGAUGAAAACCAUCAGAAACUCUAUUUCCUGAGCACACAUGGCUCCCCAAGACAACGACAGCUCUUCAGCGUUUCCACAGUUGGCCUUUUUCCUCGCCACUGUCUGACCUGUGAAUUCAACCAGCCUCGAUGUUCCUACUUCAAUGCAGACAUCAGCCCCAACAAUCAGCACUUCAUUCUGCAUUGUCAAGGACCUGGGAUUCCCACCACGACAUUGCAUAACAUGAACAACCCAUCAUAUUAUUAUAUGCUUGAAAAUAAUACGAUAUUGGCAGAGAAUGUGAAAGAAAAAAAAGUUCAACAGACAGAGUUCAGAAUAAUUUCUAAUGAAGAUUUUGAACUGCCACUAAAAUUAUCAUUUCCAGUGGACUUCUCUGAGUUACGACAAUACCCCGUCCUUCUGAUUGUUGACGGAGCUCCUGGCAGCCAGCUGGUAACAGACAAGUUUCACCUUGACUGGGAUUCGGUCCUUGUCAGCUCUGAUAAUGUCAUUGUGGCCCGCUGCGAUGGCAGAGGAAGUGGCUUCCAGGGACAGCGGAUACUGCAGGAGGUUUACCGGCGAUUGGGGACCGUCGAAGUGAAAGAUCAAAUAGCAGCAAUCGAGUACCUAUCAAAGUUAAAGUAUGUCGAUCCAACACGCAUUGGAGUUUUUGGAAGGGGAUAUGGUGGCUACAUUGCGUUAAUGAUGCUGAAAUCAACGGAAAGACUUUUCAAAUGUACAGUAGCCAUGUCUCCUAUAACAGACUGGAAAUUAUAUGCAUCUGCCUUUUCAGAACGGUACAUUGGUUUACCUUCAAGAGAAGAAAAUCUGUACCAAGUUUCCAGUGUGCUACACGAUAUUCAAGAGUUAAAAGAGCAGAAUGUGAUGUUAAUACAUGGAACGUCAGAUGCAAAUGUUCAUUUUCAGCACUCAGCAGAACUGAUUAAACAUCUAAUAAAAACUAAAGCAAACUACACUAUGCAGAUCUACCCAGAUGAAGGACAUUUUGUGUCAGAAAAAAGCAGACAGCACCUGUAUGGCACACUCAUCACCGUCUUUAGAGAGUGUCUAAGAGAAGACACAUUAUUAUUUCCAGAGGAGCCAGAAGAGGAUGAAUAGGUCAACAGGCCACUGGAAGGACUUUAUAAUUUAUUUCUGUAAUGACUACUGGAGCCUUGAAGGCUCUGAAGUAAGCAUUAGCUAGAAAUGACUGAGAGAGUGCAGAUGCUCCAGAGGCUCAAGGGCAGAUAAAGGAUUUCUAUCAGUGGAACGGCACAGUUAGACAUACUGGGCCAACAGUCCGCAUUUAACAUAUCAGGCCCCAACUUCUCUUCGAUUUAGAAAUCUCUUUUGGAAGGGCACAGGUCUGCUUCAUCUUCCAAAGAGAAUUUAGUUUUUACAUCCAUAGUUAUGUGCAUGAUUAUUUGGUUUAGCGUCACCGAUCUUUCUUUUCUUUUCUUUUUUUUUUUUUGUUUUUUGGUUUUUCAUGUAAAUAUUUCUGGUAGCAGCGAGCCCACACGUUUCACUGUCUGUCUGUAUGGUUUCUUCCCCUUUGUAAAGCUACAACGAUGUAGAAACAAGUGCAAUUCCUUCACUCUUUCACUUAUAAAAGCAAUCCUGUGGAGUGCAUAGAGGAAACAUACGCAAAUGAAAAACAAAAAAAAAAUGUAUUUAAAUAGCACCCAAUCCAAAAAUUCUUACUCUCGACUCUCAAAAAUGAUUUGAUUUUUUUUUUUAAAAGAUGUAAGUAUU
This is a messenger RNA of Polypterus senegalus (gray bichir), 3654 nucleotides long. Its product is annotated as inactive dipeptidyl peptidase 10-like. Gene Ontology annotation, biological process: proteolysis. The record is from RefSeq and is a predicted model, not a curated record. Bases 631 to 3021 code for a protein of 796 amino acids. The transcript is spliced from 26 exons. Gene Ontology annotation, molecular function: dipeptidyl-peptidase activity; serine-type peptidase activity. NCBI's taxonomy places the organism in Eukaryota, Metazoa, Chordata, Cladistia, Polypteriformes, Polypteridae.